UAUCCAAUUUUGCAUAACCUAUGGUUUCGGGUGGCUGACUGUCAGUCUGCCACAUUCACAUUAUUUUCUAUCCCUUUAACCCAAUUUCUAACUUCCUCAAGUCAUCUGGUCCUUCUUCGAAGAUAAUAGGCCACUCGUACGGGGGCUGUAGCCGUAUUAAAUCGAAGAUAAUUAAAUCGUCGGCUUAUGAUAAAGUGACGUAACGCAACGGAGACCACGGUGAAACCGUACGGUAACGAAUGUUGAAAUAUCGAAAAUGCUUACGUCAAUAUGCUUCCAAUACUCUAACCUAGUUGAUUGCUCGUUCAAAUCGUUCCUCAAUUUUCAUUCCAUAACGUGUUAAAUCACGGUUAAUCACGAUCUACGACGAUGCAAAAUAAUUCCAAAACCAGAGAGAUGUUUAUCGUUCGUGCUCUCGAAAAAAUACUCGCCGACCGCGAUAUCAAGCGGUCUCACCUUUCACAGCUUAAAAAAUCAUGCGAAUCUGCUCUUGACGAUCUUCGCAAUGAGAUUAAAGAAGUUCCGACUGUCACGGGCGAAGAAACCACAUCUAAUGCUCUUCCGUUGCCCAAAAGUGACUCUAAUGUCAUUUCGGCAGAGAAAUACUUUUUGCCGUUUGAACUGGCCUGCCAGAGCAAGUCACCUCGAAUCGUGGUCACCGCAUUGGAUUGUUUGCAGAAAUUAAUAGCUUAUGGCCACCUCACUGGGAAUGUUCCCGACUCUACUGAGCCUAACAAAUUGCUAAUUGUUCGUAUUGUUGAGACGAUAUGCGACUGUUUCAUGGGACCUCAAACGGACGAAGGCAUUCAGCUACAGAUUAUAAAAGCUCUUUUAACUGUCAUGACCAGUCAACAUGUGGAAGUACACGAGAGGACGGUUCUGCAAACGAUUCGCACGGUUUACAAUGUUUACCUUGCAUCCAGGAAUCUAGUUAAUCAAACAACUGCAAGAGCAACUUUAACGCAAAUGAUUAAUGUGAUUUUUGCUCGUAUGGAAUCUCAAGCGGAGGAAGAAUCUUUGAGAACUGAAAACGAGCAGCAAGAAAGUUUGGCAGCUUCGGCAGGUGAAACAGAGACUGAAGCUGUGAUAAACGAGGAGCCUCCAAUAAAUGAUCCUACAGAAGCACAGAUGUUGGUGAAAUCUAUUCUUGAUCAGAUGGUAAAUACCAUCGUUCCUGAGGACUCAAGCCCAGUAUUAGCUUCUGAUGAAGUUUCUCUUGAUCAAGUACCGACUGAUGACACAACUGAUGAAAACACUGUGGAAAGUGAUAAUAUGGUCACAGCGAAAUUUACUCAUGUUCUACAAAAAGAUGCCUUUCUUGUAUUCAGAGCACUUUGCAAACUUUCUAUGAAGCCUCUGCCUGAUGGGACACCAGAUCCAAAGUCCCAUGAGCUUCGUUCAAAAAUUUUGUCACUUCAGUUACUUUUAGGUAUCCUACAGAAUGCAGGUCCAGUAUUGCGAUCGAAUGAGAUGUUUGUUAUAGCUAUAAAACAAUACUUAUGUGUCGCACUAUCUAAAAACGGGGUCUCAUCUGUUCCUGAAGUUUUUGAGUUGUCACUAGCCCUGUUCUUGGCUCUACUGGCGCGGUUCAAAGUCCACUUAAAAAUGCAGAUAGAAGUGUUCUUCAAGGAAAUUUUCAUGAACAUAUUAGAAACCUCCAGUUCAUCUUUCGAACACAAGUGGAUGGUCAUACAUGCUCUGACACGGAUUUGCGCAGAUGCUCAAAGCGUCGUGGACAUCUAUGUAAAUUAUGAUUGCGACCUUUCUGCGGCAAACUUAUUUGAAAGACUUGUUAAUGAUCUAUCCAAAAUCGCCCAGGGCCGUCACGCACUCGAAUUAGGCGCCUCCCCUAAUCAGGAAAAGUCUAUGCGCAUUCGAGGCCUAGAAUGUCUCGUUUCGAUAUUAAAAUGCAUGGUCGAGUGGAGCAGAGAUCUUUACGUUAAUCCUAGCAUACCUGCGGACCAACAGCCACCUUCUGAGCCCCCUGAUCCUCCUCUUGAACCACCCUUGCCUCAUUACGGCAGUGCGGGUAGCCUUUCUUCCGCAAACUCAAGCUUGACGGGAAAUAAAGAGAUUCCAGAUUCCCCAGAGCAAUAUGAGGUCCAAAAGCACCAGAAAGAAGUCUGGGAAGCCGGAAUUGACAUCUUCAAUCGAAAACCAAGCAAAGGUGUCCAGUACUUACAGGAACAGGGUCUGCUUGGUGGUUCUGUAGACGAGGUGGCUCGCUGGCUACACAUAGAUGACCGCCUUGAUAAAACAGCGAUUGGCGAUUUCUUGGGUGACCAUAAUCAUAACCAAGUUAUGUAUAGCUACGUGGAUCAGAUGGAAUUUGCAGAUAGGGAUCUAGUCACCGCUCUCAGAUAUUUUCUAGAAGGUUUCCGGCUACCUGGAGAGGCUCAAAAGAUUGAUAGACUUAUGGAGAAGUUUGCUAGUCGAUAUUGCGAGUGCAAUCCAAACAAUGGUUUGUUCACAAGUGCCGACACUGCCUACGUCCUUGGUUUUUCUAUUAUAAUGCUGACGACUGAUCUGCACUCACCGCAAGUUAAAAAUAAAAUGACUAAAGAACAAUACAUCAAACUAAAUCGCCGAAUAAGUGAUAAUGAAGAUUUACCAGAAGAGUAUUUGUCUAAAAUUUAUGACGAAAUUGCUGGCAAUGAAAUUAAAAUGAAAUCUAAUCCAAAUCGGCCUGGAAAACAAGUCAUAUCCAGUGAAAAAAAACGACGACUCUUGUGGAAUAUGGAGAUGGAAGUUAUUUCGACAGCUGCUAAAAAUUUAAUGGAAUCAGUCAGCCAUGUUCAGGCUCCUUUCACAACAGCAAAACACCUUGAACACGUACGUCCAAUGUUCAAAAUGGCAUGGACACCAUUUUUGGCUGCCUUUAGUGUCGGGUUACAGGAUUGUGACGAUCCGGAAAUAGCUUCACUUUGCCUUGAUGGUAUCCGAUGUGCAAUUCGCAUCACAUGUAUAUUUCACAUGUCGCUUGAACGUGACGCAUAUGUACAAGCACUAGCCAGAUUCACAUUGCUGACAGCAAACUCUCCGAUAAUGGAAAUGAAGGCGAAAAAUAUAGAUACCAUUAAAACUCUCAUCACCGUCGCUCACACGGACGGCAACUACCUUGGAGGAUCGUGGCUCGACGUUGUAAAAUGUAUCUCCCAACUGGAGCUAGCCCAAUUAAUUGGAACUGGCAUCAGGCCACAGCUUCUCGGACCACCUUCCAAGCCACACUUUCCCUCACCACUAGCAAAUCUUACUAGUCUAAGUCACAACAACUCUCAUCAAACGAACAAUUUGAUUCUCAGCUCUCUGGAUCCCAGUGUCAAAGAAUCAAUAGGAGAAACCAGUUCGCAAAGUGUGGUUGUAGCUGUGGACAGAAUAUUUACUGGCUCUAUGAGACUGGACGGUGAUGCCAUAGUAGAAUUUGUAAAAGCUCUUUGCCAGGUUUCACUGGAAGAGCUUGCGCAUCCUACGCAGCCGCGGAUGUUUUCUUUAACAAAAAUUGUCGAGAUUUCUUACUAUAACAUGGGCCGAAUUAGGCUACAAUGGUCUAGGAUUUGGCAGGUGCUAGGGGACCAUUUUGACACUGUGGGAUGCAGUCCUAGACAAGAUAUUGCCUUUUUCGCUGUCGAUUCUCUGAGACAGCUGGCAACUAAGUUUAUUGAAAAAGGCGAAUUCGCUAACUUCAGAUUCCAAAAAGAUUUUCUAAGACCAUUUGAGCACAUUAUGAAGAAAAAUAGAUCACCAACAAUCAGAGACAUGGUCGUCAGAUGUGUUGCUCAAAUGGUACAUUCUCAGGCACCAAAUAUACGCUCUGGAUGGAAAAAUAUAUUCAGCGUAUUUCAUCACGCCGCUAGCGAUCGUGACGAAGCUGUGGUUGAUCUUGCUUUCUCUACAACUGGAAAAAUAAUAAAUGAACUCUAUGCCGAACAUUUUGGCAUUAUGGUUGAUUCGUUCCAAGACGCUGUCAAGUGCCUUAGUGAAUUUGCUUGCAACGCGUCAUUCCCUGAUACGAGCAUGGAAGCAAUUAGACUGAUUCGUUCCUGUGCAUCAUAUAUCGAUGCCAAUCCUACUUUGUUCACCGAAGGAAUGAUGGAUGAUAAUGGUACUGUGUCAGAAGAGGACAGAGCUUGGGUAAGAGGCUGGUUUCCUCUGUUAUUUGAAUUGUCUUGCGUCGUAAGCAGGUGCAAACUAGACGUUAGAACUAGAGCUUUGACUGUCCUAUUUGAUGUCGUGAAAACCUAUGGAGCUUCGUUCAAGCCUCAUUGGUGGAAGGACCUGUUCCAGGUUCUCUUCAGAAUCUUUGACAACAUGAAGUUGCCAGAACAGCACACAGAGAAAGCGGAAUGGAUGACGACAACCUGCAACCACGCAUUGUAUGCGAUAGUUGAUGUAUUUUCUCAGUUCUACGAUACUUUGGGCCCUCUAUUGCUAGAACAAUUGUAUGCUCAGCUUCUUUGGUGUGUGCAACAAGACAACGAACAGCUAGCUAGAUCAGGGACAAACUGUUUGGAAAAUUUAGUAAUAAGUAACGGUGUCAAGUUCACUGAAUUAACAUGGGAGAAAACUUGUCAUUGUGUUUUUAGUAUUUUUGACAGCACUUUACCGACAGCUUUGCUCACCUGGAAACCACAUUCUUCUAACAAAGAAUCAGACCUUGAAGUAAUAAAUGGGGAUAUCGACGGGCAUAUAGGAAUUUUAAAACGAACAGUCAGUACACAGAGCCUGGUUACCAAUGAGGAUCAUAUAACGAGACUUUUCUCUGCUCUUCUAAUAAAGUGUGUAGUUCAGCUUGAACUGAUCCAGACAAUAGACAACAUUGUUUUUUACCCUGCUACUUCGAGAAAAGAAGAUCAAGAAAAUUUGGCGCUCGCUCAAGCAGACAUGUUAAACGGACGUACGCCAGAACUUGGUGGUAAGGGUGGCGGAGAUCAGCAGAAAGAAGAACAAGGAAUGUAUUGUGCUCUGACGUCACCGCAUUUGCUGCAGUUAGUCGAGUGCCUCUUGAAAUCCCAUCGUUUUGCCAAAAGUUUCAACACAAACCACGAACAGCGUAAUAAUCUUUGGAAAGCUGGUUUCAGAGGAAACGUAAAGCCGAACCUCUUGAAACAAGAAACUCAGUCAUUGGCAUGUGCGCUGCGGAUUCUGCUGAAAAUGUAUAGUGAUGAGGCGCGCAGAGACGACUGGGCCAAGGUAGAGUCUCAUUUGGUGGAAGUGUCUAAAGAAGCCUUAGAGUAUUUCUUGGCUCUAUCCAGCGAGGCUCACCGAGAUGCUUGGACACCGAUUCUCCUGCUCUUGCUGACCAGAGUUUUGAAAAUGUGCGACAGCAGGUUUGCUGUUCAUGCAUCCAACUGUUACCCGCUUUUAUGCGAGGUAAUGUGUUUUGAUCUCAAGCCCGAAUUACGUUCGGUUCUCAGAAGAUUUUUUCUGAGAAUUGGCCCUGUAUUUAGGAUCACCCCGCAGUGACGGUGAAGGCCCGUGUAAACAUUUAUAUAUAUAUUUUAUAACUUGUAUUAUUUUACAUGUAUAUACAUAUUUAUAUGGCAUACUAGUCUCUGUAUAUGAAUAUGUAUGUAUACGUGAUUAUGUAUGUAUGUAGCUACUAAAUAGAUGUAGACUAUUAUCUUUAAGCACAUUAUGUAGUACGUAGGAAUAAUAUUUUCAAAUUCUUCUGUUACACCAUGUAUAAUUAAAUUAUAAAGUGACUAUAGCUUAGCAUUAUCCCUAUUCGUAUUUAUCGGAUGCAGAAAACAUUCAGUUUCUCGCUUAUAUUAUACUACCUACCGGAUGUUUUUACGGUUCCACCAUCUUUCAAUAAAUUCCGUACUGUAAGUUAAGCCCAAA
Molecule: messenger RNA, 5841 nt
Organism: Diprion similis
Lineage: Eukaryota; Metazoa; Arthropoda; Insecta; Hymenoptera; Diprionidae
Gene: Sec71
Product: brefeldin A-inhibited guanine nucleotide-exchange protein 2
Exons: 13
Coding region: 370-5463 (1697 amino acids)
Biological process (GO): regulation of ARF protein signal transduction
Molecular function (GO): guanyl-nucleotide exchange factor activity
Source: RefSeq, a predicted model, not a curated record